Messenger RNA from Sitophilus oryzae (rice weevil), 4322 nucleotides. RefSeq names its product ankyrin repeat and SAM domain-containing protein 1A-like. The transcript has 21 exons. The coding region runs from base 93 to 4292 and encodes 1399 amino acids. Gene Ontology annotation, cellular component: cytosol. Lineage: Eukaryota; Metazoa; Arthropoda; Insecta; Coleoptera; Curculionidae. The record is from RefSeq and is a predicted model, not a curated record. Gene Ontology annotation, molecular function: protein binding.
CCAGUUUCAAUAUGGUUGCCGGUAAUCAAUGAAUUUAAGUACAAUAGUACAAUAAUCGUGCGUAAAAAUGUGAACAAUAAUGUUGAAACCGAAUGCCUAAUAUUUUCUUGAGAAUGGGUAAGGACCAGGAACUUUUGGAAGCAUCCAGAAAAGGAAAUACAGCCGUUGUAGAGAAAAUAUUGGGUCAGCGAGCCAAAAGGAGUGGUCCUCUAGCAAGUUUACGAAGAGGUCCUGGCGUCAAUGUUCAAGAUAGUAGCGGUUAUUCUUGUUUACAUCAUGCCGCUUUAAAUGGACACACAGAUAUAGUUCGACUUUUACUUGAACAUGACGCUUCGCCCAAUAUCGUCGAUAUUAAAGGAUCAUCUCCUUUGCAUUUGGCUGCCUGGUCUGGAAAUUUGGAGAUAGUGAAACUUCUUCUAUCAAGGUCGUUCAAAUGCAACGUUAACUUAACCACUGAAGAUGACGAGACGGCAUUGCAUUGUGCGGCACAAUACGGUCAUACGGCCGUUGUUAGCCUUUUGUUGGAGUAUGCUUGUGAUCCGGGCAUUCGAAAUGCUAAAGGCGAAACAGCAUUGGAACUUGCAGCUCAAUACGGAAGGCUAGAGACUGUGGAACUUCUGGUAAGAACAGAUCCCAUGCUGAUUCAGUGUCUUAAGAAGACCACGCCGGACAUUGUUUUGCCGCAUACUCCUCUACAUUUGGCAAGUAGAAAUGGACACAAGGCGGUUGUUGAGGUGUUGUUGCGAGCCGGUUUUAACGUUAAUAUGCGCACGAAGUCGGGUACUGCCCUACACGAAGCGGCUUUAGGCGGCAAAGUGGAAGUAGCUCGCACACUGCUAGAGCACGGAGUCAACACCUCCGUACGAGAUUCUAACAACUUUACCGUCAUGGAUCUGCUGAACCAAUUCAAUAACGCCCAAGCUGCCCAAGAGAUCAUUAGUCUUCUUAAACGUCAUAAACGUGGUCUUCCAUUAGUUGAUAGCGACGGUGAGAGUAUUAGUAACCCUUUUCCUACAGUGCCAAACACUGACUCUGAUCUAGGAAGUCCCUACGAGAAUGUUAGACCAUCAUCCAAAAAUGCGAGGUCUAUUACAACUGAUCCAUCUCCUGGUACAUCGCCUCAAAGGUGGGAUUAUCAACGUUAUGCGCGACCUCCUGAAGGCUUUGAGGAUCGCAGAGUGUCUGGUUUAUCGGAACAUUCGAUUUUUAGUAGUACCAGAUCCAAUUUCAGUAGUGGCAGAGACAUAAAUCACAAUAAUAACGAUGUUUAUAUGAAUAUGAAUGGCACUAGAAUGCUAGCCAAAUCAAAAAGCAUGAUAUUGUCUCGAAAAAGUAAACUUUCUCCGUUAGAUGGCAUCGCAUUUAAUUUUAUGGAGAGCUUAGAAGAUCCGUGCAGUAGAAAAUCUGAUGAUUUUGUUAGCCAGGCUAGUAAUUGUUCUUUUAAUUGCAAAAUUAGGGAUUCGGAUAACGGGUUUUACCAAAUUCCUUCGGCACCGAAACAGUUUAUGGACACUAGCGUCCAUUCCGAGGACCUUAACUAUCUCUCUUUCUCUAAUAGGGAAUCGGAUCAGAUUUCUUUAUCUUCUACGGCAUCUAGUUUAGGAUAUGGCAGGCGACCCGAUAGCGGAGCUGCUCUUUACAUGCCUAUGAAUAAAGGAGCUCACAGCCCCGGCUCUGGAAGUAAAGUAUCGCCAACUCCCCCUAAAAAACCUCCGCGUAGAGUCGUUCAAAUAUCUCCCACUCAUUCCCAACCUAUGUCUGCCUCAAUAGAUGGCGUAAGUAACAGCGCUUACGAAUAUAUCUUUCUUGCUCACACCGGAACCAGAAGCCAAAAUAACCUCAACGAAAUGGAAAAGGAUGGCAGAAGAGAUAGGUUGGGUCAUGGUCACAGUAUGGACCAAUACGUCGAAAUGAACAUUUUUGCCAGCGAUAUUGCUUUGGAUGAUGAACCAGUUGAAAGGCCCAAAAGUGAACUGCAGAGAGGUAAAAGUGAGGACUUGGAUAAUAGAAAGAAACCGGAACCCGUUGCUAUAACAAGUCUCUAUGAGAACACGAUAAUAAAGCAGCAGAAUCCUAGAAGGAAACUGCGAAGGCACAAUGACGUGUACGAGGAUUACCAUUUUAAACGAAAAGAAAACGACGCAAUAUCUAGUUGUUCCGCGCCAGAGACGACCUUUGUUUCCAGAGCGUUUCUAAUGAUUUCCGAUAACAAUGGCGAUAAGAAAGGAAAAACUGCUGGAAAAGAGGGAAGAAAUAAUAGAAAUAGCAACUAUCCCAUGUCUCCUACUCACUACAAUCAACCACCCACUCCGGAACAUCCUCCGCCAUCUGCCGUGCAAGCCGAAAAUGUGAUUUACGAAAAAAUGCGUCCAUUAAGUCAGGAAUACAAGAGAAGAUCGAGAGAUAUGGAGACGGAAACAGAAGAGGAAUAUCUGUUAAUCGGGGACCACGAAUCUAGCUGUAGUUUUUCCAGCAGCGUAUCUCUUUCCGACCGAAGUGUUGAUAAUAUUUUAGAAGAAUAUCAUUCUGAUACUCCGUAUUCAGGACUAAUCAAGGGUGCCGCAACCGGAAUCCUCGAAAACCUAAACAUGAACGUACCGGCCGUUCGUCCGAAGACCCUGAAAAAACUGAAACGGAUCUACGACAAUAGCUCGACCUCCGACGACCUGAAAAGCGACAACGAAAUCUCGUCCAGCUCGGAGAAGGAGUCCGACAAUAAGGAGAACAGAGACGGCAAGACGGAACGUAUGUCUGCGCUGAGUCCCUUCGACGAGCAGGAAGAAUGGGCAAAAAUCCAGGAAAUCAUGGCCUCGUUCGGCACGGGCAUCGUUAGGGAGUCGGUGUUCGUUGCGGAACUGGAGAAGGAAUUCCAGAGCCGGCUAAUGACCAUCUCCUGUUCCCAGAACAGUUUGAAUAAUGCGGCCGCAGUCGCCGCCGCGGCCGACUCGACAGUUGAAAAAUGGUUGCAGAGGAUCGGCAUGGCCGAUUACGCGGGCCUCUUUACGUCUAAUGGAUUCGAUGAUAUUGGAUUUUUGAAUGGAGUUUUAGAUGAUACUGAUUUGACCAGCAUGGGUAUACUACCCAAGGAAGAACGUGAUUUAAUAAUGGAGGCAGUAAAACAGUUGCCAGUCAAGAUUCACGAUCAGAUUCCGAAGAAUUGCAACAAUAACGAUCAGACCAUCGUAAAAACCUGGCUGAGGAAGAUUCAUCUGGAACAGUAUUUCGAUACGUUCAACAAACAUCUAUAUCACGACAUGGAAAGGAUCAAAAGAAUAUGGGAUGUGGAGUUAUCUGCCGUGUUAGAUAUCGAGAAAAUUGGACAUCGCAAGAGAAUUUUGGCUAGCGUUAGCAACGGAGACGGAAUUGUUACUGGACCGAAAUUGGAAGAAAUCAGUAGUGAAACGUCGUUACUGAAGGGCAGUAAUCGAUUGAGCCAGGACAUUCCGUCGCCCUCGACUCAAAGCACCACUUCUACUAACAGUGGCAACACCGGCACGAUCCGUCAUCGGCACAAGAAGUCGAGACCGGCACCCCAGCCGCCGGUCAAACCGAAAGCCGACAAGAAAAGUUCGGAGAUAUUUGUGGGCGGCAGUAACUCGAUCAAGAGCCAGUGGAGGCAUCAGCCCAUUCGGCUUAUAACGGGCUCCGUCAAAUACGCAGCUAAUUAUUGGGGAUCAACUACAAUUAAGGACUUUAAAGGAACCGAAUCAAGUAAAAAGUCAAUAGAAAAAAUAUUGAAAUCGAAAGACCACUAUUUGGAAGAGAUUACUUUAUCGAUUUCAUAUAAAGGUGUCAAGUUUAUUAAUCCUUCUAAUAAGAACACAAUUUGCGAACACGAAAUUGUAAAUAUGAAUUGCGCAUGUCAGAAUGACGACGAACAGUCCUACUUUGCUUACAUCACCAAGGACAGUGAUUUAUACUAUUGCCAUGUUUUCCAGGCUAUGAAUUCUGAUCAUGCGACGGAAAUUAUUUUAACUCUUGGACAGGCGUUUGAGUUAGCGUAUCAAAUGGCUUUGAGAGAUCACGUGACAAGUAAAAGUAAAAAUAAAAGUAGCACGGAGUACAAUAGAAAUGAUAAACCGGUUGUCAGUCCUGGAUCGGUAUCUUCCCAUAGCCGCGACUUUAAGGAUUCAACUAGAACUACGGAUAUAAAACUCAACGGGCAUCCUCUAAAGAUAAUGCCGCUUACUCUUUCUAUCGCUAGCGAACCUUCUACCUCAUCAGGUUCUGUUCCUCAACCUAGUCAAAACAAAACGCCAACAAAAAUUGUAAGUAACGAAUUUUCGGCAUAGUAGAGUAAUACGUGUGUAGUUAAAAUAAUA